This is a messenger RNA of Medioppia subpectinata, 1076 nucleotides long. Lineage: Eukaryota; Metazoa; Arthropoda; Arachnida; Sarcoptiformes; Oppiidae. The record is from the annotation of a GenBank genome assembly.
AUGUUAGCCAGUGUUGCCAUGUUUAAAAGUUCUGUAUAUCUAAUACUUGACGGCAUAAUAGUGUGGAAAGACACAAAUCUACUUGAUAUUUAUUGCGAAGAAGUGAUGGAAACGAUGGAUGAGAAGAGGAAUCGCAUACUAUUUGUCGGCCUCUCAUGUCUUGAUAUGGUUUAUGUUUGCAAUCAUUUUCCCGAAGAAGAUUCCGAUCAAAGAGCCGUUUAUAACGCGUGGAGAAGAGGUGGCAAUGCGUCCAAUAAUAGCACAGCUUUGAUGCAACUCUUGAAGUGGAAGUCUUGUCACGACUAUGAGGUCGAGUUCUUCGGCACCAUUGCUCACGACUUUCCCUCCGAUUUUUUGAUAAAAGACUUCAAUGAAAACGGAAUAAAAAUCGAGAAUAUAGUGAGAUAUGAAGAAAGUCAAUGUCCGGCCUCUACUGUCAUCAUAAAUGCCGAGAACGGGUCGCGAACUAUAGUCCACUUCAAUAAAAAUUUGCCAGAAUUGAAGUGCGAGUCGUUUUCAAAGCUAUGUUUUAACAAAUAUAAAGCCAUUCAUUUCGAGGGAUUGAGAAAUGUAUCGGAGAUCAGGAAAAUGAUAGCAUAUGUGCGCCAAAAGGAUUUGAAGCGAGAAAUUAAAAUAAGUGUUGAGUUGGAGAGAGCUGUCGACUCAUUGAAAGAUUUACUCAAUGAUGACAUCGAUAUAUUUUUUGUGGAGCGAGAGUUCGCGAAACUCAUGAAUUAUAAUACACUCGAAGAGACCAUUAAUGGUAUCGCAGAGAGAGUACAGCCCAACGCACUGGUCAUCUGUCCGUGGGGUGAGUCCGGCGCUCAGGCCAUCGACAACACCGAUAAGCGCAUACAUUCUUCGCCGGCAUUUACACCCAAAACCGGCGUUCAGGACACGUUAGGAGCGGGCGAUACCUUCUUGAGUGCAACACUCUUUGGUUUAUAUGCUCUCAAUUAUGGAUUAAAAGAGGCCAUUGUAUUGGGCUGUCAGGUGGCCGGUGCUAAGUGUGGUGCACUCGGCUUUCAACACUUACAUCAAUUUGAACAGUAUAUCUAAUUGAUUGCUUUUUGGAC